CCCGCCAAAACUACUUUUACUUUCGAUUUGCCGCUUUUUCCAAAUCAGCCGCUAUGUCGGACAAAUGAUUUGUGAGAGUGAAAAGGAUUAAAAAGAAGAAGAAUUGCGACAACUUGGAGGACGCGACUCUAAUUGAGGUUGUUCCGCCAGCAUGGACAAGUCUCACCUUUCCAACAGCGACAUCAUCAUGACGAGCCCCGCAGGCGCCUACCCGCAGGAAGCGCUGACUCCGCCCAGGCCCGCCCACCAUCACUCUUCAUCUUCCUUAUCCUCGCCCUCCUCCUCGCCCCUCAAACCCAACCAGGUGGGCCAGGUCAUCCUGUACGGCGUGCCCAUCGUCUCGCUGGUCAUCGACAACAUCGAGAGGCUCUGCUUGGCGCAGAUCUCCAACACGCUGCUGAAGAACUACAGCUACAACGAGAUCCACAACCGCCGCGUGGCGCUGGGCAUCACCUGCGUCCAGUGCACGCCCGUGCAGUUGGAGAUCCUCCGCCGCGCGGGCGCCAUGCCCAUCUCCUCGCGCCGCUGCGGCAUGAUCACCAAACGCGAGGCCGAGCGCCUGUGCAAGUCCUUCCUGGGCGAGAACAUGCCGCCCAAACUGCCCGACAACUUCGCCUUCGACGUGACGCACGAGUGCGCCUGGGGUUGCCGCGGUAACUUCAUCCCCGCCCGCUACAACAGCUCCCGGGCCAAGUGCAUCAAGUGCUCCUUCUGCAACAUGUACUUCUCCCCCAACAAGUUCAUCUUCCACUCCCACCGCACGCCGGACGCCAAGUACACCCAGCCGGACGCCGCCAACUUCAACUCCUGGCGGCGGCACCUCAAACUCAGCGACAAACACCCGGCCGACGAGUUGGUCUACGCCUGGGAGGACGUGAAGGCCAUGUUUAACGGCGGCAGUCGGAAGAGGGCGUUGCCUUCCUCGAGUCAUUGUUCGUCCUUGAAGACGAUGCCCGGCCCUCACAUGAUGGCGGGCGACCUCGGUCCUCAGAAACGGGCCCACUUUGACGACGAAGAGGAGCUGGACGGGGGCGGUUUGUCCCCUCGCAAGACCCCGCGCUACCCCGUCAUCCCCGUGCCCAGCAAAGGCUUCGGGAUGCUCCAAAAGUUCCCCCCCACGUCGCUCUUCCCCUCCCCCUACCCCUUCCCCGCCUUCGGCCUGUGCCAGCAGAAGAAGGAGGACGGCGACGUCACGGCCGGGCACAAAGGGACGGGAUUGUCGGGUCUUUUAUGGCCCGGACGUAAGGACACUUUUUAUCCUCCCUUCUGCAUGUUUUGGCCCCCGAGGGCAGCGGGGGGCAUCCCGGUGCCCACCUACCUGCAGCCCCAGCCCAGCCUCUCCUCCCUGGCAGACAACCCCUCCCUCAGGCAGGCCUUCCUGGAUCUCUCCGACUCGUCCGAGCCCGGCAACGGAAACGCCCUCAACACAAACAUGACCCCCAGCAACGCGAGCGCCGCUUCAAGAUCCGGCCUCUUCGAUCCCGACUGCACGAUGGUGACCCCUGACCUGCGGCCCGUGACCUCCGAGAGCUGGCUUAAACUCCUGGACAACCCCGGUCUUCAAGCCAGGAAGCCCAGCUACGGCUCGGCGUUCCGUCCCGUCGUCAAGGACGCGGAGAGCAUGGCGAAGCUUCACGGCAACGCGGACGAAGAGCUCGGGGUCAUGGCGGCCGGCUCGGACCGCCACUCGCGGCUCUCGCCCGGGAGCAGCUGCAGCUACGCCAGCGAGAGCGGGGAAGCCGAGGGAGGCGACAGCGAGGAGGACGGCGAGGUGGACGUGGAGUCCUCCAAGCAGGACGACGAAGAGGACGAGGGGAGCUUCGCCGGCCGCCCCACUCAGACUCAAACUAACUUGUUCCUGAGCAACAGCGGCGGGGAGGAGAGGGGGAAAGCGAGGGGGAGCGCCUCCCCUCCCUCCCCUGUGGACCCCAUCCGCUUGGAGUCCCCCAGCCUGCCCGCCUCCUCGCCCGCCAGCCUGCCGCUCUCCAGCUCCACGCCGCCUCACAGAGAAGAGCUGGCUUUCAAAAACGUGGACAAAAACAGAAAUGAAGGACUACCCGCCUACGCAACCAAAGACAUUUCAGCAGCUCAACAAACAGUGGAGGACAACAAAGAGCAGAACGGCUUCUUCGGAGGAGACACCGAGACGUCAGCGCCGGACUACUGGAGGGAAAGCUCAGGAGAUCAAAGUCAAGGAGCUGCUUCUCCGGUCACGCUAAAGAAGGACGUGGAGAACAUGGAGAAAGAGGAGCUCCAGAAGGUUUUGUUGGAGCAAAUUGACUUCCGGAGGAGACUGGAGCAAGAGUUUCAUGCUCUGAAGGGCACUUCCCCAUUUCCUGUCUUCCAUACUUUCCAAGACCAGAUGAAGAGAGAGCUGGCCUACAGGGAAGAGAUGGUGCAGCAGUUGCAGAUGAUUCCAUAUGCAAACAUCAUUAGAAAAGACAAGAUCAGCUCGCAUCUUAAUAAGUAGCCCAAAAGGCUAUUUCAUCAAAGAAGAUCCCACAAUAAUACCCAUAAAAAAGAUGCCCCACAAUAAAUGAGAAGAAUGCAGACAUGUCUCAGGAGUUCCUGCACAGUCUGGUUACUUUACCAAAAAAAAGAC
Messenger RNA from Entelurus aequoreus (snake pipefish), 2602 nucleotides. RefSeq names its product SKI family transcriptional corepressor 2 (gene skor2). Gene Ontology annotation, biological process: negative regulation of transcription by RNA polymerase II; negative regulation of BMP signaling pathway. Gene Ontology annotation, cellular component: nucleus; transcription regulator complex. The record is from RefSeq and is a predicted model, not a curated record. The coding region runs from base 152 to 2470 and encodes 772 amino acids. The transcript is spliced from 9 exons. NCBI's taxonomy places the organism in Eukaryota, Metazoa, Chordata, Actinopteri, Syngnathiformes, Syngnathidae. Gene Ontology annotation, molecular function: SMAD binding; RNA polymerase II cis-regulatory region sequence-specific DNA binding; DNA-binding transcription factor activity, RNA polymerase II-specific.